AUGCAUGCAUGAGACCGAGAAGCUUACACAACUCUUCAGAGUCUCUCCGAAUUCUUUUACGUUGAUCAGUGUCUUCAGGUCUUCUUGCAAUUAAUUAAUUUAAUAUAAAUUAUGGGGAAACCAUUCCUGGUGCUUGUGCUAGCUAUCUUUCUGGGUCUCAUUUCAGAACCACACCUAUCGUUUGUGAAAGGAGAUGCAGCACUAAUAAAAGAUGUGUGUAGCAAAACCGCAAUACCAUUCUAUUGCAAGAAGUGCUACCAAGUAUUUGGACGAAGCUCCCACGAGGAUGUUAAAGCCCUUGGACGCACAGCCAUUGAAUGUAGUCAAACUGAGCUUGCCAUUUUCCAGUCCACUUUUGGAAACUUUUAUGAAACAAUCAACGACGCUGAAUUCAAGAGAGCCAGCGGGACUUGCUUAAGUAAUCUGGUGACUGUGGGAAAUCAUAUGAAAAGCGCACUUCAGAGCUGGCAGGGAGCACGUUAUGCCGACUCUGCCAAUCAGAUGUUGACUGCUCAGAAGCUCACACAUCAGCACUGCGGUUAUCAGUUCAUCACCGCCAAACUCACCCUCCCUCUCGCAAAGCAGUUGGAUACCCUAAUGGGUUUCUCUGAGGUAUCCAACGGCGUUCUCAAACAAAUUCACUGAUCAUCAUCAUCAUCAUCAAUCGUACCUGUUAUAUAUAUAUAUAUAUAUAUAUAUAUAUAUAUAUAUAGUCCCACCCUGAUGAUCUAUAAUAAAUAUCAUCAUUAUGUAUUAUAGAUUAAUGUACGCUAGCUAGCUAGCUAGCUGUAUGAACAACAUUAAUUGAAACUGCAUGCAUUUUGAUUCAUCA
Molecule: messenger RNA, 832 nt
Organism: Juglans microcarpa x Juglans regia
Lineage: Eukaryota; Viridiplantae; Streptophyta; Magnoliopsida; Fagales; Juglandaceae
Exons: 2
Coding region: 112-645 (177 amino acids)
Molecular function (GO): enzyme inhibitor activity
Source: RefSeq, a predicted model, not a curated record